AUGAAUUCUCAAAGACUAAGUGAAAUAGAGGCAGAAAUCCUCGCGGUAGAGUCCGCCAUUGAUAAGACAUAUGCAAAACUACGAGAACAUUUCUAUGUGAGUAGCAGUCCCAAAACAUCUACACCAAAGGCGGCUACACUUCAACCACAGAGUACUAUACCAUCCAGUUUGAAUGAGUCAACCCUGGUAAAAGAGCUGAGUAAGCCUAAAAUUGAAAUUCUGCCAUUUGAAGGAGAUCCAAUUCAUUAUACACAGUUCAUUCGCCAAUUCAAUUCUAGAGUAGCAAACAUUUGUGAUUCACCAGAUGAAAAGAUAAGUUAUUUGCUACAGUACAUCAGGGGAGAAGCACGCAAAAUAGUCCAGAGGAGAUAUGGUGAAGAAGAGUAUGUGGCUCAGAGUUAUAUCAAAAAGGCAACACAGUGGCCUAAUGUAAAGCCAGGAGAUAUAUCUGCUUUGGACAAUUUUGGGAUUUUCUUACGAGAAUGUCACUAUGCUGUAGGAUCAAUUGCUUCAACUACCAUACUUGAAUAUCCAGAGAAUAUUAAGAAGCUUUCACAGAAAUUACCACAACCAAUGCAAGAUCGAUGGAGGUCGCACGCCUACAAGAAGAAGGAAAAAGGAUUAAAGGUAACCUUUGAGACAUUAGUUGACUUUGUGCAGAGAGAGGCCAGAAUUCUAACUGAUCCCAUUUAUGGAAAGAAUUCUCUUCCAGAAAACCCUCCAAGAAAAAAGGCCACAGUGCAUAAUAUUGCUAGUAGCACAUCUACUGUUCCAGCUUACCAGCCAAGGCACAACCCUGCGAAUCAAACGCCCUCAGUCACCCCCGUGCCUGAAAGUAGUUGUUUAUACCAGGAGAACCAUACCAUCUCAAAAUGCACACAGUUUAUUAACAAGUCCACCGAAGAAAGACGAGAGUUUGCUAAAGCUAGGAGACUAUGCUUUAAUUGUUUAAAAGGGUCACAUCGAGCCCAAGAGUGCCGCAAUCCAGGUCGCUGGAGACAUUGUGCCAAAAAACAUCACACCUUAUUACACCAAUUAAGAGAAUCAGCGCCAGUUGGAAACGCUGUGCUCUCCACUGGGACCGGAGACUCAGAUCAUAAAGCCUUUUUCCAGCUACUACCCGUACAUGUAAUGAGCAAUGGGAGGACGAUUGAAACAGAAGCCUUACUAGACUCAGCAAGUCAGAUGACAAUUAUAAAAGAAUCACUCGCAUUCGAUCUUGGCUUGAAUGGAGAAACCUGUGCCCUGACAGUUAACACCCUAAAUUCCUCCAGCCAUGUGAAGUCCAAGAAUGUUUCCUUUUUAGUCAAGUCAGAGUCAGCACCUCCUUUGAAUAUUAGAAAUGCAAAAACUUUGCCAGUGAAUAAGUUCCAAUGCUCGGAACAGCGACUCAACCCAGAAUGGUUUCAUUGCCAGAACUUAGGUAUUCCCAAUGUGAUUACUCCAUCAGAAGUCGGACUUCUCAUUGGUGUGGACCAACCAGAAGCUCACAUUCAAUAUGGAAUCAGGAGAGGAAGCAAAGAUCAGCCAAUAGCAGUGCAAACAUACUUAGGAUGGUCCCUGAUAGGUACAGACUCACACUUAUCUCAGUCAUCACCCCUGUCUGUGAAUCUCCUCUCUGUCAGUGAUCAGUCAUUGGAACAAUUUUGGUCUACAGAGACAUUUGGAGUAUCUUAUCAAUAUUCCAACCCGUUCUUGACAGAAGACAGAAAAGCUGAAGCAAUGUUAGACAAAUCCAAGAAAUUAGUGAAUGGAAACUAUGAAGUUGGCAUGCUGUGGAAAUCAGAAAAAUCUACUCUACCAAACAACCUGGAAAUGGCCAAAGACCGCUACCGACUCCUAAAUAAACGCUUCGAGAAAGACAGGAAUUUUGAAGAGAAGUAUCGAGGAAUAAUGAGAGACAACAUAAGCAGAGGAUAUGCACGCAAGCUUACUCCCGAAGAAGCAGGUUUAUGCAGCCAGAGAACAUGGUAUUUACCUCACCAUGCUGUUACCAAUACGCAGAAAGGCAAGCUUAGACUGGUAUACGAUGCAGCUGCAACCUAUAAAGGCGUGUCUCUAAAUAAAGCCCUGAUGACAGGCCCAGACCUACUGAACAGUCUCUUUGGUGUCAUACAGAGAUUUAGGUUAUAUGAGAUAGCCAUGGUAGCCGACAUAGAGCAGAUGUUCAUGCAAGUUCAUGUACCUUCCUCGGAUGCAGACUCACUGAGAUUCCUAUAUAGCGAAGAUAACAACCCUGACGCGUUUGAGGUAUACCAGAUGACAUCACACAUAUUUGGAGCCAAAGAUUCACCAGCGUGUGCUAAUUACGCUCUCAGAAGAACAGCCCAAGAUCAUGCAUGCACAUUUAUACAGUGA
Messenger RNA from Lingula anatina, 2358 nucleotides. RefSeq lists its product as uncharacterized. The record is from RefSeq and is a predicted model, not a curated record. Lineage: Eukaryota; Metazoa; Brachiopoda; Lingulata; Lingulida; Lingulidae.